Molecule: messenger RNA, 4004 nt
Organism: Antechinus flavipes (yellow-footed antechinus)
Lineage: Eukaryota; Metazoa; Chordata; Mammalia; Dasyuromorphia; Dasyuridae
Gene: RBFOX3
Product: RNA binding fox-1 homolog 3
Exons: 16
Coding region: 1232-2350 (372 amino acids)
Biological process (GO): nervous system development; regulation of alternative mRNA splicing, via spliceosome
Cellular component (GO): cytoplasm; nucleus
Molecular function (GO): mRNA binding
Source: RefSeq, a predicted model, not a curated record
AGGCUUGACUAAACCCUCCCAGUUUCGGAGGUGCUUUCCUCACUCCUUGCUCUACCCAUCACCUGCCUCAAAGCUUCUCCACUAGGCAGGUGCGGCGGUGCCAGCCUCUCGCAGCGUUGCACAGCACGUGCGUGCCACUCGUCACCUCCUCCUAGUCCUCGCACGCCCUGGGACUGGCCGCUCCCUCUCCUCCGCCCCCUUUCCUACACGGUCUUCCCUUACCCUCCCUAACCCCGGGACCCCUCCCUCGCAGGGCGGUGCGCGCGCUACACUCGCGCGGGUGCUGCGCGGGAGCUGCUGCCACCACUGCUGCGUGCUCCUGCUCCUUCCCCUCCGUAGCAAAGAGAAAGAUACAGGGAGGAAGAGGGGGAAAGAGGGAGGGAGCCAGGUGUCUUGGAGCUUUCCUGGGGCAAGCUGCGAUCGCUCCUGCCUUCUGCCUAGCACUAGGGCUCCAGGUGCCGAAAAUCCGCUUCAGCUCCCACCCAGGACCUCAGUUUCCUUCCUGCCCCGGCUCCGCGGGCUGCUUCUACCGCUUUUCUGACCAACGAAGCCCAGGCUGCUGGGCACCUCUCCCGCUGCACACGCUGCACACGAGUCGAGUCGCGUGGUAGGCUACAGAGCCGAGAUCCGCUGCAGCCUCUGCCGCCUCCGCCUCCGCCUUCGCCUUCGCCUCCUCCUCCGCUUCCUGCGGCCGGCAAGGCUCUCCCAGUCCCUCAGAGGGGGUGCCUUCUCCGGACACUUUGAGGGGGUGGGGAAUGCAGCUAGGGGAUGGCAGUGCGUCUCCCCUCACCUGCCGUUGGGAACGCUGAGACGGUUGAAAAUCUGUCUAUGAGAACUUGACAGCUUUUCCUGUUGAUACUUUCCCUUCCCCCACACUCCCAGCACCAGGAAAGCCCCAGAAAGGUAAACUCAGCAGGAUCACCAUUGCUUCAGCAAAACAGACAUAUCCCUGAACUACCAGCAUUAAGUCUGAACAACAGGGAGGAAAUUCUCCACCAUUUCAUUUUAUCUGGUCUACCUGUCCCCUUCAACAGGAAAAUUGCUAUAUAAUCGCACAAGAGCAGUUGCUUCUGAAACAGAGUCCAGAGUGCCCCGGGGGAAAAUUGGCUGAAUCAAAGCCCACAGACUUCUAGCUGGGUACCUACAACCAUUGAGAAGAGGGAGUCAAGUUAAAACAUCCCCAUUGAACAACAGUCAGGGUAAUCAGGACACCACGGCUCCUCCUGAAGCGAUGGCUCAGCCCUACCCCCAGGCCCAGUAUCCCCCACCGCCACAGAACAGCAUCCCCACUGAGUAUGUGCCACCCCACCCUCACCCCACACAGGACUACUCGGGCCAGACCACAGUACCAGAACAUGCCAUGACCCUCUACACACCAGCACAGACCCAUCCAGAGCAGCCAGGCACCGACGCCAGCACACAGCCCAUCACUGGGACACAGACAGUACCGCAAACAGAUGAAGCUGCACAGACAGACAGCCAACAGCUACAUUCCUCAGAGAACACAGACAAACAGCAGCCCAAGAGAUUGCACGUCUCCAACAUCCCCUUCCGGUUCAGGGAUCCUGAUCUACGGCAAAUGUUCGGGCAAUUCGGAAAAAUUUUAGACGUGGAGAUCAUUUUUAACGAACGGGGCUCCAAGGGAUUUGGGUUUGUAACUUUUGAAACUAGCACAGAUGCUGACCGAGCACGAGAGAAGCUGAAUGGGACAAUCGUAGAGGGACGGAAAAUAGAGGUAAAUAAUGCCACAGCUCGGGUAAUGACCAACAAGAAGACCACGAAUCCCUACACAAAUGGCUGGAAGCUAAACCCCGUAGUGGGUGCUGUAUAUGGACCUGAAUUCUAUGCAGUGACAGGAUUCCCAUACCCCACAACGGGCACAGCAGUGGCAUACCGAGGGGCACAUUUACGAGGUCGGGGACGGGCUGUAUAUAAUACUUUCCGGGCUGCACCACCUCCUCCCCCCAUUCCAACAUAUGGCACGGCACUGGAGCAAACGCUUGUUAAAAUGCCAGUCCCAUGGGCAGGGCUGGCACCAUGCCCCCUCCCUCCUCAGCAGACAUCGGAGCCGGCCUACCCCACUUCUCCAGCGUUCCCACCACUUUCUUGUCCGUUUGCUUCCAGGGUCGUGUAUCAGGAUGGAUUUUAUGGCGCAGAGAUUUAUGGAGGUUAUGCUGCCUACAGAUAUGCUCAGCCAGCAGCAACAGCAGCAGCUUACAGCGACAGUUACGGCAGAGUCUAUGCAGCUGCUGACCCUUAUCACCACGCCAUUGGCCCUGCUGCAACCUAUAGCAUUGGAACUAUGGCUAGCCUCUGCCGAGGAGGGUACAGCCGCUUCACCCCCUACUAGCAAGAGACCCAGCCCCUAACAGCAUUCACACUGACUGCUUAUUCCAAACCAAACCAAACAAACUAGACACCAGGCAGAUCCUCCGGGAAGACAAACUGCCCCAGCGGGUCAGGGACAUUCACCGCUGACCCUCCGCGACUCUAAAACCAUAGAUUUUUACCUCCAGUUGUUUCUCCCUGCCCCAUGAUGGUGUGUGUGUCUUUAUCCAUGACUGUACCUGUAUGUUUGUAACUAAUUUCCUGUAUUGAGUUUGUCGGUGUUGUUCUACUCCCAAACCAUCAAGGUAUGGUAUAAAAACUGGGGGCCAUGGGAGGGGAGGGGGGUAAGAGGGGAAGAUAGAAAGUCAAGAAGUAGAGCCUGAAGUCAGAAGGUCAGUCCCCUUUCCCCAUGGCUCUGACCCUUCAACAUAUAGCUAUCCCCAAAAAGGUUAGCAGAAGGACCUCAUACCCUGACCAGUCCCUCUAUUUCUACCCUAUUCCAUCUUUACUCUUUAAUCAACAGACUGAAGUCAGGAAAUCUUAGUGAAAGGAAGUCAGGGCCACAGACCAUGGGCCAUUUUCUAGGUUCCACAGUAUAUUUAGUUGUCCAUUACUCCCAUUUUGGUCUUUGCCCCAGUAAUUUAUCUUUCUACAAUUACUUGUCUCCCACCUCCACCCAACAGAUCUUGAAACUGCUAGGAAAAAAAAUUGUUCCAUGAAGGGAAGGACAGGAAAAGGGAAUCAGCAUUCUUUCGUCCUCUCUUCCAUCUUAGUUCAACCCCUUAAUUCUCCCUGCUUCUCUUUUUCCUUCACCCCUUAUACAGGUCUUCCUCAUCUUUUUUCUUAGCUAAAUAAUUUUUUAAUUGAAUUACAUAGAUUCCAUUCCUUAUGGAAGUUAUAAGAAUGUCCUGGCCAAAGUGUUCUUUGCAAGAUGUAAAAAUGGAAAUGAAUUCUCUCUUCCCCAGUUCCCUGCAUCUGUCCAUAUGCCUUACAGUUCCCCUAUACUACUGGUCUCAAAUCUCUCCUUUACCCUACAAAGCCAUCAGUGUUCUAGCUAUGGAGACCCUUAACUCCUAGCUCUGUUCUUGGUAUGUGUGCUGCCUAGCCAAAACAUCUUCCUUCCUGUGCCUAAGUUCAAAAAAAAACCUUUAAUUUGCAUACUUGUAUCACUUUGCUCUUCACAAAUUAAGUUUCUUAUAUAGGAACUCCUUACUUCUGGAUGGUUCAUCUCAGGACUGAAUCCCUGAAUCCAGCUCCCCUUUCUACCACCUCCAACUUUAAUGCAGAGAGAAUUUUUUUGGUUUUGGUUUUUGAUGAAAGAUCUUUCUAGCCUGGCCCAGCCAACACAGUACAUUGACCAUGGCAUGGAGAUUCUCUGGCCAAUUCAUAAAUGUUAGACCUGAAAAAAAGGCCUAGAAGGUCAUCCCUUCAAAAUUCAUCAUUUUACAGAAGGACUCCUGAGAGUAACUUAGCAGCAAAAUCAAGUCUAAAACUGAAGUGUCCUGAGUCUCAAUCAGGCUCAAAUGCAAUUUCAUAUUGCUCAUGAAGCUUAGCUUUUCUGCUUUAGUUAUUAUUCAGAAAACUUCUUCCAGGGAGCUUAGAGGGAGCCAGCCGAGGCAAGAAGUUCUUUUGUUCUGUAUCAUCCAUGAUUUUAAAUAAACUACUCCUUGAGCCUU